This is a messenger RNA of Ostrea edulis (European flat oyster), 4599 nucleotides long. Its product is annotated as hepatoma-derived growth factor-related protein 2-like. The record is from RefSeq and is a predicted model, not a curated record. Gene Ontology annotation, biological process: regulation of transcription by RNA polymerase II. Lineage: Eukaryota; Metazoa; Mollusca; Bivalvia; Ostreida; Ostreidae. The transcript is spliced from 18 exons. Gene Ontology annotation, molecular function: double-stranded DNA binding; transcription coregulator activity. The coding region runs from base 254 to 3325 and encodes 1023 amino acids. Gene Ontology annotation, cellular component: nucleus.
GUAAAAUGCAAUUCCCGCCAGAAAUCCAAUUCUCGCGUGAAUUCACGGUCACAAAAUUUAUGAUGGCGGCUCACAUUGUGAUGAAUUCUCCUGAAGUAUUCCAUCGAUAAUCGCCAAUAUUAACGCGAAGGAAACCAAACGAAAUUGCAUUUUUUUCUGUACAUGAUCAGGCAUCGUUGAGUUUUAUGCAUAUAAGUUUUUAGAGCCCAACAACAGUUGUCAAACAGUGGUUGAUUUAGUAAAAAUUUCUAAGAUGGCUAACACGAAGUCAGAUUACCAGCCAAUGGACAAAAUAUUUGCCAAAAUGAAAGGAUAUCCACAUUGGCCUGCCAGAAUUGAUAAACUGCCCCCUGGGAUCGACAAGACGCCCAAAGGAAAGUUCCCCAUCUUUUUCUAUGGAACACAUGAAACAGCAUUUCUUGCCCCAAAGGAUAUUUAUCCCUAUGAGAAAUUUAAAGAAAAGUAUGCCAAACCACAGAAACGACUGGGAUUUAAUGAAGGAUUGUGGGAAAUCGAGAACAACCCAACAGUGGUGUUUAUGGGAAAUAAGCCACCUGAGAGCGAAUCUCCUGAAGAAGAGGAGGAACAAGAAGAGAUGGUCAUUGAUGAAGAGGAGAAACCUGUCAAGGGAAAAAAAAAGCAAGCAAAAGCAAAACCUGCACAGAAAAGAAAGAAACCCACAGCAGGGGGUAAGCAAGCUAAAAAGUCCAAAAAAGAGAAAUCUGUGGAGGAAGAUGAGGAGGAGGAGGAAGAAGAGUUUUUUGAUGAGGAAGAGGAAGAGUCGGGGCCCUCCUCUGAUAACCCUGAAGACGAGGACUUUGAGUUGGCAGAUACACCCAAAUCUAGAAAGAAAGGAAUUCCCAAGAAAAGAGGACGGAAGAGUGUUGGUAAGAAGUCUGUGGGAUCUGAUGACAGCGAUGAAGAGAAAGAUGUGAAAUCAGAUGACAGUGAAGAAAAGGAGGUUGAGAAGAAACCAAAGAAAGCACCUGCCAAACCCCGGAAAUCCAACACACCAGCAAAGAGGGGGAGAGCAUCAACUGGAGGGAAAAAGAAAGCUGAUACCAAAGUGUUAACCAGUGGCAGUGAUAUCAGUAGUGACAGUGAUUCCAAUGAAGAAAUGAGCAGUUGGAAGAAAAAAGAUGAAGAAAGAAAGAAAGCAAUGGAGAAAAAACUCAAGGAGGCUGAGGAAAAGAGAAUAAAAGAAGAGGCUGAGAGAAUUAAGGCUAUCAGAGCCGAACAGAGACUCGCAGCAGAGAAAGAGGACGAGGAGAACGAGGAGGAAGAGGAGGAGGUUAAACCGAGGAAGAGGUCAAAAAAGGUCAAGGAUGAAGACAAGCUGACAGAUGAUGAGCACCAGUCCAGCACCCCGAAACCAGCAAAGCAUGUUAAGAAGAAAUCCGAGACAAAGACAAACAAAGCUGAGAAAAACAAAGAGAAGGACAAAGACGAAGGGGAGGAAAAAGUGGAUGACGAGAAAAGUGAACCCACAGAAGAAGCGAAGACAGAGGAGAGCAUCCAGGAAACAUCCCCGAAAAAACCAGUGAUCGAGUCGGACACAGAGGAAACGGAAAAGGUGGAGAAGACAGAAGACGUGGAGGAAAAGAAGGUGGAAAGUUCAGUGGAGAACGAGAAGAAAGUGGAAAAGGUAAAACGUACUACCCUCUAUGUACAGGAGGUGGAUCACAGGAAAGUAGAUGUCUCUGUUAUCUUUGUUAUAACAGGAUUAAAGAAUUUUAAAUUUUUUUCCCUUGUUAUGUGGAUUUUUUUUCCCUCUCAAUAUGUAUGUAAUUACUGUUAUGGUUUGCAGAAAGAAGACUUGGAAAAAGAAGAGAAGGCUAGAUUGGCCAGAGAAGAGGCGAGGCGAGCAAGGGAGGAGGAACGAAGGCGGAAACAGGAGAGGGAACGCGAGAGGGAGCGUAAAAUCAAAGAAAGAGAGGAGGAGAAGGAGAGGAAGAAAAGGGAGAAAUAUGAACAGAAGAAAAAGGAUAAGAUAAGUUUCAUUCAAACUGAAGGAAAACUGAGUGCCAUGGAUAAAGAGAUUAAACUAUGUGUUCAAAGAGAAUCCACAGAUGUGGACAAGUGUCUAGCUAUAAUGGAGGAUUUGGAUGCUCUUCCUGUGAAUCAGAUGAUGCUUAAGAAAAACCCAGAUAUCAUGAAAACCAUCAAAAUGUUGAGGAAAUACAAGGGAAGUGAGAAGAUCCGGAUGAAGGCAGAAGUUAUCUACCACAAGUUCAAGGGAUUCUUCCUCCAGGGCGACGGUGAACUCAACAGUUCCAUAUUGGAACAUCAAAAGAAGCACAAAAUCACAGACACCAAGGAAAGAGAAAACAAGGAAAAUGAGAUCUCUCGAGGGACAGAGGUGACAUCAAACAUUAACGACACGACAGACGGGGUCGAUGCCCGGCUAGGAAUGGAAAGUGAUGGAAUUCCAGGAUUGGAUCGUGUUACUGACACUGCAAUGGAUGCAUCUACGAGUGAUACGGAACUCACCAAACGUAUCGAACAAUUAACAGGUGAGGUGGUCGCAAAACUGGAGUCGUGGCCCUCAGACAGCAGUGAUAAAGAAGACGGUUUUAAAAGUUUAAAAAGCUGGCCAGAGUUGCCUCUGUUGCCAGGUUUGUCGUUGGAUUCUGGAACACAGAAUAAUACAGAAAAAGAAAUUGGUGAGACCAGUGAAUUAGCAGCAACGGAGAGCAGCGUAAAAAGCAAUGACGUUAAUACAAGUGAAAACACCGAAGUGAAUAAAUCAGAAAGUGACGAGAAAAAAGAGGUGGUGUCUUCUCCAAAGGAAAGUGAAAAAUCAGAGAAAACAGAAACUGGUCCUAUUAAAUCUGGUUCACCUCCUUCAACAAACUCAACAAAUACAUUUAGGAGAACUUCUCAUAUUCUUAGUUUACCAUUACCAAUUAUUGACGAUGAUUCCCAAGAUGUUGGCACGGAUGACGAUGCCAUGGACAUCUCUCCUGCCAUUUCUCCGGAAAAAAAGGCGUCCACGGAGAAAGAGACCAAAGACAACGUCAAUCGCUCCCCGGAGAAGGAAGAGGAGGAUCCAUUAGAUGAACAGGAGCGAAUUGACCUGGAUGCCAGAAUACAAGCCAUUAUGGCUAGCAACACACUGAAUAAUCUGGAAACGGAGGACAGCAAUGGUCCCGUCUCACCAACGGACGAAAAACCGGAGAAGGAAGAGGAGAUCAUCAAACCCACUACAAACGACAUUCCGGUGAAAAAAGCAGAGGCUCCAGCAAAGAAGACGGAGAAAGAGACAGAGUCGGACACUGAACCAAUCAUGGACGAUGACGAACUUCAUAGCUUAUUAGGAAUUUAGUGUUUGGUCGUUUUAGUGAUUUCGUGAUUUAUUUCAGUCGAGAAUAUUCAAGGAGUCUAUGCUGGAUGGUAUAAUGCUGUCAAUUAUCGUACCAAUUUUGAUACAGUGAGCGUCGGGGAAAGUAUCUCUGGAUCAGUUCCCGGAAAAGAUGGCAACAGAUUCACUAUGCCGUUUGUUAUCCGUUGGAUAAGCCUGUAAAAUUACUUUGUGUAUUGUAGAAAAUGCCCUGGUGUGCACAUUGUCAAGAAAUAUCAUUGAAUGUUUUAAGUCAACUUUUUCCUUGAAGUUGUCAGUUUGAACGGGUCCUUGUGAUGUUACUGUGUACAUAUGAGAGAGAGUGUUGUUACCGAAUAAUAGUCAUGUCAAAUGUGACAAUCCCUCUGUUAAUGCUGAUCUGUCAUACUGUGAAGGAGUACCUUGUCUUACAGGGCAUUCAGAUUAGAGAGGUUUCGCUAUACAAAGGACAAGUUGUUACCCUUUAACAACAUAGUUGCAGGUGAUAUGGUACAUGCUUGCGUAAGUGACAUGUACGAGCAUAAGAAGUCAGGCACAAGUUGUGAGUGUUAGCAUUUAGAACCCGGGAAUUGUACAGUUACAGUGUAUAUCGUGAGAGGAAGAUGCCCAAAUAUUUAGGUCAAGUGGUCAAAAUGAUAGUUUUGAAGUUGGUUCGCAAUGUGGGGGGGGGGGGGGGCACUCUGCUUACAAUCCUUUUAUUUUGAACAGUUCAUAGUGAAAGAAAAGCUUUGUUUUUGUGUGGUGCCAUUUAAAUGUAAAUAUCCGAAUAUCCGUAUCCUACUGUGCAGUUUUCUGAUUAAGUGAAGCAGAAGGUUACAUUUAUGGUUAAUUUUAUUAUCAAUUUCCAAAUUGACUUGAUUCAGUUAUAGUUACUCCCUCAAUGGCAGAAUUAGAGGGAUAAUCAAACACUGCUUUUCAUCCAAUUCUUACACAGGUAGCCAAAACUCUAUUUACAUUUGUUGUAAAAAGAAUAUUCCUGUAAGAUCCCGGAUCCACCACUGUUACUCUCUUGCUUAUUGGAGGAAUGCGAUAAAUGUGAACUGCCUAUAAAUAUGUUAGAUCAAAUAUGCUAGUUUGGCAUGGAACCUUGGUGAUAUUCUGAAUAGAUCAUCUCAUUACAUUCUCAUCUACACAACAUAUUCCUAUCACUUUUGUAUUUUCAAAAUACGUUGUAUCGUGUCCUGUAUAUGUUUAUGCAUAGAUUGAUUCAAAAUCUUGAAAAUGUGAAAACAGGAAUAAUAAAAAAAAAAUCAACACAA